Molecule: messenger RNA, 645 nt
Organism: Geodia barretti
Lineage: Eukaryota; Metazoa; Porifera; Demospongiae; Tetractinellida; Geodiidae
Source: the annotation of a GenBank genome assembly
AUGAAACCCGAUCCUAUCCUCGAAGAAUGCUACCGUAUCAAGGAAGAAUACAGUGCCCAGUUCAAGGACGUGCAAUCCUUUUUUGAACAUUUAAAAGCCCAAGAGAAAAAGCGGAAAAAGGAAGGAUGGAAAUACGCUCCGCCACCCCAACACCUUGAAUUCAACAUCACAGCCGAACAUCUCGAAUUUGUAAUAGGUCGCGCAAAAGAAACAGGCAAGGCCCCGCAAAUUGUUGCGCUGCUUGAACGGCUCAAAACCGGACUGAUAACCUGCGCAGCAGCAAAAGAUAGCCCCCACAUUGAUUUUGGGAAAACUUUACAGGUAGAAACUGCUCGCGCGCUCAUACAGGAUUGGGCGAUUGCAGCCAUCCGGUUCGUCCUCAAAGAAGACACCGACUUGCAAUCCGAAACCUCUCCGAUUGCACAAGAGGUUCGUCAGAUUUUAACAGCAUGGCUGCCAGACUUUGUCGUCCUGAAUUUCACGUUAGAGCUCUCUGAAGAUAUGCAAAUCAUAGCGAAGCCGAUCGUCGGUGCCGACACGCGAGAAGGACAGGCGUACCUCGCGAGCGCGCAUCUUGAAAUAAGAAUGAAGCGCGGCGAGAUACCAGAAGGCUUAACGCAAAUUCUGAAUCGCUUCAAAGUCUAA